Molecule: messenger RNA, 3741 nt
Organism: Cotesia glomerata
Lineage: Eukaryota; Metazoa; Arthropoda; Insecta; Hymenoptera; Braconidae
Exons: 1
Coding region: 1-3741 (1246 amino acids)
Source: RefSeq, a predicted model, not a curated record
AUGUCUCUCAUCACAGCUCUUCAAAACUUGGUUAACACAAUUGCAUUUAAUGACUUACAGCAAGGAUCUGUAAAUAUAAACCAAUGUCAACGGUGUAACCAAACUUGCCUUGAUACGAUUGAAUACUUCAAUACAAUCCUCCAGGAUCCACAGACUACUGUGCAGGUACGGCGAAGUAUUCAAGCUCACAUAGCAAAUUUGAACUGGUAUGCUGUUCAGUUUCUGCGGUUGGGUGGUGUAGUUGUUGGUGGAGACGUGAAUCCUCGCCGCAUUAAAUGGCAAGAUUUAGAGAAUGCGUUUACAAACAACAUCAAGACGGGUUGCAUCAUCAAUCUAACUCAUACAGAUCCCAGCGCAUUCUUCGAAGAUUCACGGGGAAUAGUUAUAGAGAAGGUUGAUGCCAUGCUAAGAGAAGUCGCAGGUCUCAAAGUCAGCGUUGAAUGGUUCUGCAAAUUCAAGAAUUCAAAAGCUGACUCAACUAUUGAAGAAACCAAGUCCAUCAAUGCUAAAAGUCGAGAAAUUCUGCCGUCUACAUCUCUUCAAGACUGGUAUACAGAACACGUACACAAUAAAAUGUUACGAAAACUUGAAGAGCUUGAGACAGCAGGUUCUGGAUGGGCUUUGUCUGAAAUAAAGAAUCUUGUCAUCACGAUGUCGAAAUAUACACCACUCCAAGCUGGGGAUUCAACUUAUGUGAAACUUCCGAGUGAUAUUCUGAAGAAGCGGGAUGCUGUACUCAACAUCGAGAAUCAUGACAACUAUUGCUUCCUCUGGAGUGUCGUCGCUGCUCUUCAUCCUUGCGGUCCAGAAAAACUUGAUUUUAAAACAUCUUCAUAUCCUCAUCCGAGCUCAGUGCUAUCAUAUACAGGUAUUGAAUUUCCCAUAUCACUUAAAGAUAUACCUUGUUUUGAAAAACUAAACAAUUUAUCAAUCAAUGUUUACGGGAUUGAGUCGGAAUUUACCAAGUCUAAGAAUAAGAAAAGCAUUAUUAUUCCAAUAUACCUAAGUAAAUUCAAGUCUGAAAAAGAAACUAUUCAUCUUUUAAUGAUUGAACAAUACAUCAGUCAAUUUGAUGAUUUAGAAAAAAUAAAGCCAAGAUUCCACUUUGCUUUGAUCUUAGAUCUCUCCCGACUAGUUCGAUCUCAAGUAACAGAAUCUCAUAAUAAACAUUUCUUUUGCGAUCGUUGUCUUAAUCAUUUCAAAUUAGAAAAAUCAUAUGAAAACCAUAAAAAUGACUGCUAUAAAAUAAAUAAAGCUCGUAUGAUUUUACCUGACGCAGAGCAUAAAAUACUUAAAUUUAAAAAUUUUCAAAAUAAAGAUACGGUACCAUUUGUUGUUUAUGCUGACUUGGAAUGCAUACUUGCACCCCUGGGAGAUGAUGGUACACAAGAGCACAUUCCACACAGUGAAGCUUUUUAUCAGCAUUGUAGCUAUGACGAUAAUUUAUCUAAAUUUGAAAUUAAUCGUUCACCAACUUGUGUAGAAUGGUUUGUUCGGAAACUAGAAAGUUUAGCUUAUGAAUUCAAUACAUACUCACAGAAUAGUAUUAAAAUGAAGCCACUUACAGAACAACAACAAGAAAUGCACAAUCAGGCAACUGCUUGUCAUAUUUGUGAAAAACCGAUCGUAUCACCGAGAGACAAGUGUUAUGAUCACUGUCACUUUACCGGGAACUAUCGCGGACCUGCACAUAUUUCAUGUAAUGUAAAUUAUAAAAAGCCUCAAACAAUUCCCGUUGUUUUUCAUAAUCUAUCAGGUUACGAUUCACAUUUUUUAAUUAGAUCAUUAGCUACAGUUUUCGAGGGCUCAAUUCAUCUACUUCCUGUCAACAAAGAGCGUUACAUAUCAUUUACAAAAACCGUUAAAAAUACUUCCAUAUCUCUUCGUUUCAUAGAUUCUUUCCGAUUUAUGGCUUCUAGCCUUGAAAAAUUAGCCUCUUAUCUUGAUGAUGACAACAAACGAAUAACGCGUUCACACUAUCCUGAUCCGGAACAGUUUAAACUAGUAACUCGUAAAGGAGUUUUUCCAUAUGAAUACAUUGACUGCAUUGAAAAACUAGAACAAAAGCAGUUGCCUGAUCAAAGUGCAUUUUUUUCAAAAUUAUCAAAUGAAAAUGUUUCCGAUGAAGACUAUUUUUUUGCUCAAGUUGUUUGGACUAAAUUUAAUAUUAAAACACUGGGAGAGUACUCUGAUUUAUAUCUAAAAACUGAUGUACUUCUCCUAGCUGACGUUUUUGAAAACUUUAGAAAGAGCUGCUUCGAGACAUACUCUCUUGAUGCAUUACACUAUUAUACAGCUCCUGGUCUAUCUCAAGAUGCAAUGUUAAAGUAUACUGGUGUGGAAUUAGAGCUCUUAACUGAUCCCGAAAUAUUACUCUUUGUUGAGAAAGCCAUUCGGGGUGGAGUUUCAAUGUGUGCAAACCGAUAUGCAGCAGCAAACAAUCGCUAUAUGGGAGAAUACUUUGAUCCAAGCAAAGAGGAAUCUUAUAUUAUGUAUUACGAUGUAAAUAAUUUAUACGGUGCAGCUAUGAGUCAACCGUUACCAAAAGGCUCGUUUGAGUGGGUAGAAAACAUAACUGAUGUAAAUAGUUUCUUUAACGAUGAUGAAAGAAUAGGCUACAUUUUAGAAGUAGAUUUACAAUAUCCACCGGAACUUCAUGACUUGCACAAAUACUUACCUCUAUGUCCUGAACAUUUUGUUCCACCAGACAGUAAGCAAACAAAAUUAGCUACUACACUCUUUGAUAAAAAAAAUUAUGUCAUUCACUAUAAAAAUUUAGAACAAUGUUUAGAUUUAGGUCUAGUUAUAACAAAAAUACAUCGAGUGUUGCGGUUUGAGCAGUCAACAUGGCUCAAACCGUACAUAGAUAAGAAUACAGAGUGUAGAAAAACUGCCAAGAACGAUCAUGAGAAAAACUUCUUCAAGCUCAUGAAUAAUGCAAUCUUUGGUAAGACUAUGGAGAACGUUAGAAAGCAAAAAGAAAUACAUCUUAUUACUAGAUGGUGUGGAAGAUAUGGCGCAAAAGACCUUAUUUGUAAACCGAAUUUCCAUAGUCUAACUGUAUUUGAAAAAGAUAUGGUUAUUAUUGAGCUGAAGAAAGUUAAAGUAUUAUUAAAUAAACCGAUUUAUGUAGGAUUUUCAAUCUUAGACUUGUCAAAAAUAUUUGUUUAUGAUUUUCACUACAACUAUGUUAAGAAAAAUUAUGAACAUACAUCUAAGCUUUUAUAUACCGAUACGGAUAGUCUUAUCUAUCAUUUCAACGUGCCAAACAUCUAUGAAGAUAUCAAACGUGAUAUUCAAAAGUUUGACACCUCUGACUACCCUCUUGAUAAUAAAUUUGGAAUGCCUCAAGCAAAUAAAAAGGUUUUGGGGCUUAUGAAGGAUAAAAAUAAUGGUGAAAUUAUGUCUGAGUUUGUAGGCCUCAGAGCUAAGUUAUAUGCCUUUAAGCUGCAUAACAAAAAUGAGGCGAAAAAACGAGCAAAGGGUGUUAAAGGUUCAACCUUACGAAGCAUCACGUUUGAGGACUUCAAGCAGUGUCUGUUUGACCAUGUUGAAGUGAAAAGAGAUCAAUACCUUAUUAGAAGUGUAAGACAUGAAGUUAAAACAGUUUUACAAAAACAGAAGUUAGCACUGAGUUGGGAUGAUGAUAAACGUCAACUGCUGGAAGACUCUACAGAUACUCUUCCAUGGGGCUACAAGAAAGCCGAUGUAGAGCCACCAGCUAAGAGGAGAAAAAUGUAA